Molecule: messenger RNA, 979 nt
Organism: Cryptotermes secundus
Lineage: Eukaryota; Metazoa; Arthropoda; Insecta; Blattodea; Kalotermitidae
Product: protein lifeguard 1
Exons: 1
Coding region: 72-974 (300 amino acids)
Cellular component (GO): membrane
Source: RefSeq, a predicted model, not a curated record
AAUUUGUAACUCAACCCCCGACAGCUGCUCCGUACGAACAGGUUACAUUGGACACCACAAACCAGGAAGCCAUGUUUGGAACAUCGUAUGUUCAGGAUGAUCCAGGAUGUCCUACACAGCCAGGUGACUCCACAGGACCAAACCAGAGUGACUUUCAUGCAUACACGCCUUCUCCAGGGUUUGUAGCUCAACCACCGACAGCUGCUCCGUACAAACUGGUUCCAUUGGGCACCACAAACCAGAAAGCCAUGUCUGGAACAUCGUAUGUUCAGGAUGAUCCAGUCACAGGAAGGGCUGAGAACUUCGAGUUCUCUGACAAGAGCAUCCGACGAGGGUUCAUAAGGAAAGUGUAUGCAAUUCUAAUGGUGCAGCUGUUGAUGACAGUGGCAUUCAUUGCGUGGUUUACAUACCACGAGCCCACCAAACACUACGUACAGGAACACCAGGGCAUCCUUUUUGGAGCAUUUGCAGUGGCUAUUGUAUGUCUUUGCACGAUGGUCUGCUGCGGCGAUGUGCGACGUAAGGCACCUAUGAACUUCAUCUUCUUGUUUCUGUUUACGUUGGCUUUAGGGGUUCUGCUCGGUGUUGUGGCAUCUACAUUUGAUUCUGAUGCGGUCCUCAUGGCUGUUGGUCUGUGUGCCGCAGUUUGUUUCGGUCUGACCAUUUUCGCAAUCCAGACGAAGUGGGACUUCACAGGAAUGGGCGGUGCUUUGUUUGUUACCCUCAUUAUUCUGGUUAUCUUUGGUAUCGUGGCAAUCUUCAUCCCUGGAAAGAUAAUGAACUUGAUCUAUGCUUCAUGCGGGGCACUGCUAUUCUCUCUGUAUCUCAUAUAUGAUACACAACUCAUGAUUGGUGGGGAACACAAGUAUUCUAUCUCACCAGAAGAAUACAUUUUUGCUGCUCUCAACCUCUAUCUAGACAUUGUCAACAUUUUCCUGUAUAUACUCAGAAUCAUUGGAGAAUCCCGAAGGUAGUGUGU